Molecule: messenger RNA, 1470 nt
Organism: Patiria miniata (bat star)
Lineage: Eukaryota; Metazoa; Echinodermata; Asteroidea; Valvatida; Asterinidae
Exons: 1
Coding region: 4-924 (306 amino acids)
Biological process (GO): DNA integration; DNA recombination
Molecular function (GO): DNA binding
Source: RefSeq, a predicted model, not a curated record
GAGAUGAACCGAUUAAUACUUGCAUCUUCAACAUCGAAUACCCAUAAGACAUAUCGGACCGGCUGGCGAGCAUUCUGUUCAUUUAAACACAACGGUUUCGUUGAAAAUUCCCCCGCCUCACCAGAGGAUGUAAGGCAUUUUAUCGCGUGGCUUUCCCUACAGGGUUUGGCACCGUCAACUAUCGCUACUUAUGUGGCAGGGGUGGGUUACCAUCACAAGAUUAGAAGUUGGCCGGACCCCACCCACGAUUUCUUGGUGACAAAAUUAUUGGCAGGCUGUCGUAGGGACAACUCAGGGAGCGAUACACGGUGGCCAAUGACCGUGCCGGUGCUGGCCCGCACGGUACAAGCUUUAACGCAUAUUUGCAACGACCAUUAUGAAGUUACACUUUUUCGUGCUGUUAUGCUAAGCGCGUUUUUUGGGUUCAUGCGCAUCGGCGAGUUUGCCGCUAUUUCAAAAACCCACAUCCAAAAUUCACUACUCCUCUCUUCGGACGUACAAUUCCAAGAUUUGGGUGAAGCCAAUGCUUCAGUUUUAAUUUCGUUCAGACAUGCGAAAAAUAAUCCAACGGGUCCUCCGCAAGUUGUUCGAUUAGUACGCUCAGCAGAUGAAAGUAUUUGCCCGGUCCAAGCGCUGAGCGUAUUCGCGCAGAUUCGGCCGAAGGUGCCCGGUAGUUUUUUCUGCCAUUUUGGGGGUGAGGCCCUUACUCAGUAUCAAUUCAAUGCCACCUUGAAGAAAGUUCUUUUGUUCUUGGGACUAGAAGAAUCCCCUUUUCGUGCACACUCUUUCCGCAUUGGGGCGGCGUCAACUGCGGCAGCAUUGGGAAUUCCACUUGGGGAAAUAAAAGAAAUGGGUCGUUGGCGUUCAGAAGCCGCCCAACUUUAUAUUCGCCCCCUAAUACAAUGCAAGCUGCCCGGCGUGUAAUUGAGCCAUUUAGUCAGUUAAUUCUAGUGUUCUUUACGGCAGUGAAUUCUUUAAUUAAUUAAAAAUUUUCUUCGCCCCGCCCCCACCCCUCCCACUUAUUUACAGGCGAUGUAUGGAUUGUCGGAGACAGCAUUGUCCGCAGGGCGGCGACCAGGCUGGGGUGUAAGCCUGCAGUACAUUGGAAGGGUCUGGUUGGAGCGAGGUACGGUGAUGUAGUUAAACUAGGGACGGAACUUGCGGCUUUGUGGCCGCAUCCGGCACUGUUGAUUAUCCAUAUCGGCACCAACGACUUGGUCUGUACGGAUUUUUUCAGCAUGCGCCAGCGCGUGGCAUUAUUUAUGCAGGAAUGUCGUGAUUCUUUUCCUAACACUCAGCUAGUAUGGUCAGAUAUCUUGCCACGGGCAUGUUACUUUGGUACGACUAAUCCGUCAAAAAUCGAAAUGAAGCGGCGGCGGCUAAAUAAAUGGGCACGCUCAUUCGGCCGUCGCAUCGGCGUGUCAGUACUCAAUCACCCCCAGUUUACAUGGUCAGAUUUCGCGCUGUUCC